Molecule: messenger RNA, 2781 nt
Organism: Papaver somniferum (opium poppy)
Lineage: Eukaryota; Viridiplantae; Streptophyta; Magnoliopsida; Ranunculales; Papaveraceae
Product: pentatricopeptide repeat-containing protein At1g11290, chloroplastic-like
Exons: 1
Coding region: 1-2781 (926 amino acids)
Biological process (GO): RNA modification
Molecular function (GO): protein binding; zinc ion binding; RNA binding
Source: RefSeq, a predicted model, not a curated record
AUGGGAACUCUAAAUCUAAGUUUAGUUGUUCCUUCUUCCGGCAUUCACCGACUACCAUCAAAACAUUGUCUUCAAAAACCAUUCCCAGCAAUUCAAAAUUCAAACUUUGGGACCGUAGUGAUUGAACCAGAUGGCAUUGAUUUAUCACAUUCUCCAGUUGAUAUCUUCAGAUAUCAUAACAGUCUUUUGAGUUCAUAUGUGAAAAAUGGUACAUUGGAUAAAGCACAUGGGUUGUUCGAGGAAAUGCCUCAUAGAAAUGAGGUUUCUUGGGCCACGAUAAUAUCUGGUUAUACUCGGUCUGGAGAUUACUUGAAAGUAUUUGAUUUGUUAAAUGAGAUGUGGGAAGAAGGUUUGAGACCUAAUGAAUUUGCAAUGGGGAGUCUCAUUAAGGCGAGUUCGGGUUUGAAGGAUGUUUGUAUAGGUAGGCAGUUGCAUGGGUGGUGGAUACGUAGUGGGUAUGGGAUUGAUGUUUAUGUUGAAACUUCGCUCGUAACAAUGUAUGCUAAUUGUGGGUGUUUAGCUGAUGCUCGACGGGUUUUCGAUGGGGUUUCUGUUUCGUGUUUAAGUGAUGGUCCUUUGUGGAAUUCGAUUAUAGCUGCUUAUGUGCUUCAUGAGUGUUGGAAUGAGGCAUUUGAAUUGUUUAUCCGUAUGGUUUUGAGUGGAUGUGUAGCACCCACGAAGUUUACUUAUGCUAGUAUGAUUAGUGCUUGUACUAAUGCGAGAGAGGAGAUGUACGGGAAGAUAGUGCAUGGAAUGGUGAUCAAAGAUGGAGAAUUUAAUGACACAAUGAUGGGUAAUUCUCUUGUUACAUUCUAUGCCAAGUGUAGGAUGUUGCAAGAUGCAAAUAGAGUUUUUGAGAGCAUAUGUACGAAGAGUGUUGUUUCUUGGAAUUCAAUCAUUGCAGGGAACGAACAGAAUGGGGAAGAAGUGGCUGCAAUUGGUUUAUUCCGUAGGAUGAUUGAAUUAGGACAUUCUUUACUACCUAAUCGUAUUACCUUCCUUAGUGUACUCAGUUCUGUCUCUAAACUGUCAGCUUUAAAUCCUGGGAAAGAGAUACAUGCUCGUCUGAUCAAAUCUUUUCUUGAACCAGAAACAAGCAUAUCUAAUUCCUUGAUCACCAUGUACUCUAAAUGCAAAGAAGUGGGUAAAGCAAGUCUGGUUUUCGAGAGGUUGCCUUUCAAGGACAUGGUCACUUGGAAUUCAAUGAUCACGGGGUUUGAUCAAAAUGAGCAGCCAGAAAGAUGUCUUGAGCUCUUCAAGAAAAUGCUGUCACAAGCAGUUAAGCCGGAUGAUCAUACUUACACUGCUAUUCUUGCUGCAGUUUCAUCCUUGCCGUCUGAGUUCAGGUAUGUAAAACUGGGCAAGGAAAUCCAUGGCUAUAUACUGAGGAGGGCUGUACUAAAUGGAGUGACUACUUUUACAUCUAACGCCAUACUUACCAUGUAUGCUAAGAGCUAUCAGAUCGAAAAUGCAGAGAAAGUUUUUAAAGGAAUGAGCGAGAAAGAUAACUACUCCUGGAACGCCAUGAUGGAUGGGUAUUCCAUGAAUGGCCGUCCCGAAGAUAGUAUAAAAAUCUUUCUAGAUAAACACGAGAAAAACUUGCCAUUUGAUUAUUUAACCUUUUCAAUUGUUCUUACAGCUUGCGGCAGAUUGGUUUCUUUCAAUCUCGGAAAGCAAUUUCAUGCUCUUACUGUUAAAAACAUAGAUGGAUGGGGUAAGAUUCACCCGAAUCAUUUGUUGUCUGUCAACAACUCUUUGAUAUCCAUGUACUCAAAAUGUGGAAGUAUUAGUGAUGCAGCUCUACUGUUUUCAAGAAUGAGAAGAAGAGAUGUGUUUUCGUGGACAGCUAUGAUCACUGGUUAUGCCCACCAUGGAAUGGCUUAUGAAUCACUUGAGUUCUUUGACAGGAUGAAACAAGAUGGCGUAAAACCGAAUUCUAUAACAUUUCUUGGUUUAUUAACAGCCUGUUCUCAUGCUGGUCUACUUGAAGAAGGACAACAUUAUUUUAGCUCCAUGAACCGUGACCAUAAUCUGAAUCCAAGCAUUGAACAUUAUGCAUGUAUGGUUGAUCUGUUUGGUCGAGCGGGUCAUUUCGAACAAGCGCUUGAAUUCGUAAAGUCUGGGUCCACUCAUUUUAAUUCCGUAACUGGUGGAUGCUUGAGUUUAUGGAAGGUGUUACUUGGGGCUUGCCAUGCUCAUCAACAACUUGAGCUUGGUGUCAGUGCAGCAAUGAAAAUUCUAGAGCUGGAACCCGAAGAUGAAACAACUCAUAUUCUUCUAUCAAAUUUGUAUUCAGCUAAAGGAAUGUGGGAAGAUGCUAUAAGAGUCCGAAGUUUGAUGAGGGAGAAAGGAUUGAAGAAGGACAUUGGAUGCAGCUGGUUAGAAGCCGAAAGUAAAAGACAUUUGUUUGUUGCAGGAGAUGUUUCUCAUCCACAAAGGAAAGAAAUUUACAGGAAACUAGAGGAAGUUAACAGAAGGUGUCGAAAAACAGGUUAUGUCCCAAUGACAGAGUACGCGCUUCAUGAUGUAGAUAAAUUGCAGAAGGAAGCCAUUGUAGGUUGUCACAGUGAAAAGCUGGCAGUUUCAUUUGCGCUAUUGCAGAACGGAAAUGGCAGAAAACAUGGUGUGAUUAGGGUGAUAAAAAAUCUUAGAAUUUGUGGGGACUGUCAUAACUGGAUGAAAUUCACUUCUAGUGUAGAGAACAGAGAUAUCGUAGUCAGAGAUUCGUGUCGGUUUCAUUUCUUCAAGGAUGGGAUAUGUUCAUGUGGAGAUUAUUGGUAA